Molecule: messenger RNA, 414 nt
Organism: Macrosiphum euphorbiae (potato aphid)
Lineage: Eukaryota; Metazoa; Arthropoda; Insecta; Hemiptera; Aphididae
Source: the annotation of a GenBank genome assembly
AUGCCCGGUAACGUGGCCGUCUUCAACUGUCACAUACCUGGGGUCAGCUACAAUGAGAACCACGUGUUACCCGAAUCAGUAGCGAUAACUUCAUGGGUACAAGACGGCGUCUUCAACAUAUUCCCUUCGUGGGAGAUAGAUUCGAAAAUUAUCAUGAUACCGAAAACCGGCCAAUUGCGUAUAGCGAACGUGGACGAGAACGACUUGAGGCACAGCUACACGUGCCGCAUAGUAAACAAACUGACGGGAUUCACUCAGGAGAGCAGCACGUUUGGCAGAAUUUAUUUCGAGAGUAACCGGACCAUGGCACCUUGGUCGAAAUCCAACGACUUCACCGUCCACUUGGUGAAACAGGGCGACCAUCUGUUGUUGCCGUGCGACGUAUACGGAUUCCCUCCACCGAAAGUCACGUGA